CAGGGGGGAGGGGGGGGGUCAGCGUCGACACGGCUCAACUUAGGCCAGGCUGCGCACUGGGGUCGUUACACAAUAGGUUAUCGUGAACAACCCUAAGGGAAGGGAUGAAAGGGAUGAGUAGAGGUGCCGUGUAGGCGAUAAAUCAUUGCCAAUCCCAGUCGCUAUCGUGACACGCACGCGCGCUCACACAGUCACAAUCACACAGUCACAGUCACACACACACACACACACACGUGGGCCGGCGGUGUCCUGGACCAGCCCGCCGGUCGCCGCGCCCGGCCACAGUCGUGGCCCGCGCAAGCACAACGUCAGUGAGUCCUUGGCGCGACUGCCGGUCGAGCUGCCAGCCAACCACACAGUGUGGCACACACGGCGAGGCCCUUGCGCGUCGCACACAGGAGCUGGGCUGCAAGGCGUCGCUUGCCCGGCUCUGCCCGCUCUGCCCGCGGCGAGGAGGACUACGUCGGCGUCCACAUUGUUGCGGCGGGGUGCCACGGGGCUCUAGCGGCCACGACCACUGACACGUCACGCCACCGGCGGGGAGUCGAACAAAAAUGGUGAUCAGAGCAAAGUUAGGCUCACUCGUGAGUGCUCGCGAGCUCGACCUGCUCGCCCACCUGUAGGUGUCAGUAGGCCGCGACAAAUGGACGCUGGGCCGCUGUUGGCGGAAAACGGGAAAUCCUCAUCCCCCUUCUGCCGGGCGCCGCUGUCGCCGCUGCGGUGGGCGCGCGGCCUGGCGGCGUGCGUGCGCGGCGUGCGUCCGCGGCAAUUGAUCAGCCUCCUGCUCGGCCUCUGCCUGCUCUACGGGCUGUACGUCCUCGCCGAGGUCCUCGCGCAGACUCGCCUGCUGGAGAAUGACCUGCCGUCCCAUAGAUACGUCUUGCACGCGCUGGGCUGGGAAACGGCCCCCGAGACCUCGGUGCCUCGGUUCCCGACGUGCACCCGGCCGGCGGCCGGCUCGCCGUGGCUGCUCGACACCCCGGGCUGCACGAUCCCCGCCCAGGAGCCGGUGAGCACUGAGCUCGAGAGCAUGAUCAGCGACUACCCCACGGUGACGUGCGCCGAGCCGCCGCCCCUCGUGCGCUCCAACGACACCCACCUCAUGAUGGAGCCGAGGCUCGUCGCCGCCUACAACGCCAGCGCCGUCUCCUGCUGCUACACCGCCAUGUGGCGCUUCAAGGGGCCGCACUGGCAGAGCGACCCCGGCCUCCACGGCCCGCUGCACGACGGCGUGCCCCACGGCAACGACAUACGGUUUGCCAAGGACUGCGUCCCGUUUGAGAGCGCCGUUGUUGUGCCGCACGAGUUCGUGCGAGUGACGUGCACGUCCAGCACGGCCAAGAAGCCCGUGUACGUGGACUACCACGCGUUCGUCCCGGUGAAGCGGCCCCGCGGCCACCCCGGCGGCGUGACGCCGCGCGAACACGCGUCCGAGGACGCGCUGAGCGUGCUCAUCCUGGGCAUCGACUCGGUCUCGCGCCUCAACCUGCUGCGCAAGAUGCAGCGCACGGUGGGCGUGCUGGAGGGCCGGCUGGGCGCGCGCGGCAUGCGCGGCUACAACAAGGUGGAGGACAACACCUUCCCCAACCUGGUGCCGCUGCUCUCCGGGAAGAACAUCCCCGAGCUGCGCGCCUCCUGCUGGCCCAACGACACGUCGCACUUCGACGCCUGCCCCUGGGUGUGGGAGCAGUUCAACCGCGAGGGCUACGUCAACAUGUUCGCCGAGGACACGGCGUGGAUGGGCCUGUUCCACUACCUCAAGCGCGGCUUCGCCAACCAGCCCACCGACUACGACCCGCGGCCCUUGCUGUACCUGGGCGAGAAGAACCUGGGUCGCGGCGGGGGUUUCAACGCGUGCUACUGCAUCGGCCAGCGCCACCAGAUCGAGGUCCUGUUCGACUACGGGCUCAAGUUCGCUCGCGCGAUGGCGGUGCAGCGCCGCAAGUUCUUCGGGCUGGUCUGGGGCACGUCGCUGUCUCACGACAUGCUCAACCAGCCGGACGAGGCGGACGCCUUCUACGAGCGCUUCCUGCUCGACCUGGAGGCCACGGGGCUGCUCAACAGCACGGCGCUGGUCUUCAUGAGCGACCACGGGCUGCGCUUCGGAGAGAUCCUCAGCACCUUCCAGGGCCACAUGGAGAACAUGCUGCCCGCCAUGUACGUGGUGCUGCCAGAGUGGGUGCGACGCCGGUACCCGCUGGCCAUGCACAACCUCGAGUGCAACCGGCAUCGCCUGGUCACCGUGUUCGACCUGCAUCGCACGUUCCGUAACUUCAUGGACCUGAGCUCGCUGGAGGACGAGCGGGUGCGCGCGGACGAGCACAGCGUGGCGGCCGCUUUCCGGGCGGGCCAGCCACCCCGAGGCAUCAGCCUCUUCACGCCGAUCCCUGUCACGAGGACGUGCGACCAUGCGGGGAUCCCCAACAACUACUGCGCCUGCCAGCACCUCACAGCGGCCGACACCAACGACCCCGACGUGCGGCGCGCGGCCAACUUCGUGGUGGGCCAGGUGAACGCGCUGCUGGCCCCGCAGUGCUGGCGGCUCGCGCUGGCCGCGCUGCUGGAGGCGCGCCGCGGCCCGCCCAUCACCACCUUCGUGCGCGCCAAGCACAACGCCACCACGGAGUACCAGCUCACGCUGCGCACCGAGCCCGGCGCCGCGCUCUUCUCCGCCACGGUGGGCUACAACUCUGGGACGGACGGCAUGUGGCUGGAGGGCUCCGUGAGCCGCCUCAACGCGUACGGCCAGACCAGCUGGUGCGUCAACUCCACCGCCCUGCGCCCGCUCUGCCACUGCAGGCACCCCGCCCCCGCCCGCCCCCCAGCCUAACUAGAACUACUGAGGGGGUGAAGAGGACCGACACGUCCACAUCACAUCAAAUGGUUUGGAGGUAAUAAUUAACGCAUGUGUCUGUUAGGACCUCACUGUGGACGUCAAAGUCCUGUGAGUCAGUCAAAAAGCGAAUAAUCAUGGAUUGGAGUAGUAUUCA
This is a messenger RNA of Frankliniella occidentalis (western flower thrips), 2990 nucleotides long. RefSeq lists its product as uncharacterized. The coding region runs from base 644 to 2830 and encodes 728 amino acids. The record is from RefSeq and is a predicted model, not a curated record. Lineage: Eukaryota; Metazoa; Arthropoda; Insecta; Thysanoptera; Thripidae. The transcript has 5 exons.